AUAUUCAAAAGCUGUACACAAGUGAUGUGGGUGAGUAUGUGUGCUCUCUCUAUAUAAACAACCCAUCUCUCUAUACUUUGUCUUAGCCAUCAAAAGCUGCUUUCUUUCACAUCUAUAAUCCUAAUCAAUAACUUAUCUUCGUAUUCAUCCAAAUUCAACGAGAAAUGGUGCAAAGGACUGCUGCUGUUGGUCUUCUGCUUUUCUUUCUGGGUUUCUCUUUUCUGCUCUCUUCUCUUGCAGUUCCUACUACUAGAAGCCUCAAGUCAACUGAAGAUAACCCAUCAUCGUCAGUCCAAGAUUUUCUGAUUCACCAGGAGGGAAUGGAUUUGAGCAGUCAAGGAGAGGAACUUGAUUUUAUAAUUGCAGGAAGGAUGGACUUGGAAAGCACAGAUUAUCCAGGAACUGGAGCAAACAAUCACCAUGAUCCAAAAACUCCAGGAAGACUUUAAAGAAAUCAGAAAUCCCAAAGAUUUUUAUGCAUGUGCAGAUCAAGAAUUUAAAGAACAAGUACAGUAGUAGCAGUGGGGUUUGGGUUUUUGUGUGUUGCGAAGGGGAUAUUUGGUUUCCUGGAAUAUGCUCUUUAUCUAUUAAUUAAUUAUGUUUAUGAAAUGGGGAUGUGUUGUAUGUUUGUGACUUGUGAGUCUAUUAAUCAAAUUAAUUAAUUAAUGAUCUAACUUUUACUUGAGAUCAA
Messenger RNA from Ricinus communis (castor bean), 691 nucleotides. RefSeq lists its product as uncharacterized. The transcript is spliced from 3 exons. Bases 165 to 449 code for a protein of 94 amino acids. NCBI's taxonomy places the organism in Eukaryota, Viridiplantae, Streptophyta, Magnoliopsida, Malpighiales, Euphorbiaceae. The record is from RefSeq and is a predicted model, not a curated record.